AUGUAAGAAAAAAUCAUUUAGGAAAGUUAUUCUUAUUUAAAUGACUUGAAUAAUAAAGUAAACAAUAGUAAUAAAUUGGUAUAUAAUGUAAUAAUUAAUAAGGUUGGUAUCUAUAAGGGAUUCAUAAGAAACAUUCAUUAAUCAUUUUGUACUCUUUCAAUGUAAUUAACUGAAUAUUCAGAAUAAUUUUAUUUAGAGUUAGCAUAAACAUAAGAAGAAAAUGAAUUAAAUCUCUUCUAUUAUAAUUAAUUAUCCAACGCCAUAAUAAAUUUUGCUCACAAUUUGGAUGAGUUGACUAGUGAAAUGAAAUAAGGCAUUUUGGAACCUUAUGAAGAAUUUACAUAAAAUUACAAUUAAAUCAAUAGUGAAUUAAUCAUAAAGGGUUAAGAAUUCUUAAAAUAAGUUGAAAAACAAAGAGAAGGUUUGUUUUUGAAACAACAUGAUUAUUUAAAAACAGCUUAUGAUUUAGAGAAGAAGAAAAAAUCAAAAACAUUAAAAUUAAAAGCAGAUGAAUUAUUUGUUGAUUAUCGUUAAGAAUUGGCAAAUGUAAAUUAAUUAUGGGAUGUAUUUAAUGAUAAAUUUAAGAAAUCAUUUGAUGAAUAUGAUUCAAAUGAAUUAGGAAGAACUUCUAUAACAGAAAAUACUUCAGAAAAAAUAUUACAACAUAUUUCUAAAAUUACUAAUACAUUGAAUAUGAGAUUAUUGUAAUAAUUACAAUAAUCUAAUGAAAAAUUACAUUUGAUUUAAAAUAAAUAUCAAAUAGAAAAAUUACCCAUUUUGAAGACUAUUAUGAAAAAUAGAAAGUUUAAUAUAUUUAAAGUAACUAAAUAAGAUAAUUUUAUUACUUAUGAGGAUUGGAAAGCUAAUAUGGAUUCACAUGAUAAAUUUGAUCCUGCUAAUUUAUAGAAAUUUAAAUUAUCAUAAUAACUUGUCUAAUAAAUUAAUUAAUUGACAGAUGUUAUAUAAUCAAUAUGUAAUAAUACAUAUUCAAUUACUAUUGUUUAAUAUGAUUAUGAAACCUUAUUUUAACAUGCAGAUACUAGAAUUAAAUUAUUAGAUAAUAUUGUUGAAAUUAUUGAUAAAGCACCUACAGAUACAAUAACAAUAAAUCAAUAAGCAAAUGAUCUCUUAGUUUUGAUUGCCAGAAACUUAAUUAUCAGUAAAAUUAUUAAUAUUUAUUAUUGUAUAUAGACUUAUAAAAAGAUCAAGCUUUUAAUGUUGUGGAAUUCAAUGCUUUAUUAAAUUUCAUUACUUAAUUUGGAAUGAGAGAAAAAAAUCAAUUUAUAACUGUAGGAUCAUAAGCAAGUGAAAAAACAUAAUUAUUUUAUGUUAAAAAUAAUUGGUAAUAAUUAUUAUUGUAUUUAAAUGAAAAAGAAAAUCUUGAAAAUAAUUCAAAUAAAUAAUAAAAUAAUAAGAAAAAAAAUAAACCAAAGAAAAAUGAAAUCUUAAAUUUUUUAUAUUAAAAAAAAAGAAUAAUAAAGGAAUAAAUGACUUAAGAAUAAAAACUUAAUUAUUUAAAAGUACUCUUAAAUUUAUAAAAAAUCUGUUCAAUGAUGUUAAAACUUGAUAUAAAAAUAGAUUAUGCAAGUGAAACUAUUAUUAUUUUAGCCAAAAUGUGUAAUAUUAAAGUUUAAGAUAUUGUAUUAUUAUUGGAAUAAUUUGAAUCAAUUAAAAUUUAUAUGGAAUAAAUAUAACCAUAAUCACCAAAAACAUAAUAAAUGAUUUUAGAAAAGAAAAGAUUAUUUUAUAUCUUUAAAAAAUGUCUUAAAUAUUUACCUUUAUAAGAUUAAUUAAAUAUAACUUUAGUUAAUAAAGAAUUUGCUACUCUAAAUACUAAAGUUAAAUAAUAAUAUUUAUGUUUUAAUAAUCUUAGUGAAAGAUUAUCAAUUAAAAGAAAAUUAUUAUGGACUAGUUUACUUUAACCAGAUUCAGUUUAACUUGAUUAUUAUAAAUUAAAAGAGAAAUAUUCAAAAUCAGCAGGAUCAAAAGAAGCAUUUUUAGAAUAAUAAAUUGCUUAAGAUGUAUAAAGAUCAUUCAAUAGUGUUGGAUUAUAAAGUAAAAUUAAUCAUCUUACUUUACAUAAUUUACUUAAAUUAUAUGCAUAUUAUAAUAAUACUGUCUCAUAUACUUAAGGAAUGAAUUUUGUUAUGGGAUUUAUAUUCAUGAUAAUGGUAGAUGAAGAAUUAACAUUCCGUUGUUUCUCUGCCCUAAUUAAUUAAUUAUUAAAAGAUGUACUUCUAUAUGAUUUAAAAUACAUAAGAGUAUUCUUUUAUAAAUUAGAUCGUUUAUUAGCUAUAUUCAUGCCUAAAAUCCAUUUGCAUCUUAAAGAAGAGAAAAUUGAAGCAGGUCAUUAUUCUGCUCCUUGGUUUAUUACAUUAUUUACUGGAUCUUUUAUGAAGAAUGAAUUUUCAACAGUACUCUUUGAUAUUUGGGAUUUAUUAUUAAGUAGAGGAUGGUGUGGAUAUUAUUAAAUAUUAUUGGGAAUCUUUGAAACUUAUGAAGAAAAAAUUUUAUCUAUGAAAUUUGAUAAUUUAUUGUAAUUCUUAAAUAAUUUAACUAAAGCAGAAUUUUUUACUUAGAAUACUGAUGUAUUAUAAAUUAAUUAUUUAUAGGAAAUAGCAUCUUUGAAGACUCUAAAAUAUAGAGCUUUGAAAUUUAAAGUGACAAAUAAAUUAAUUACAGAAUUAGAUAAAGAGUACUAUUUAGUAAGACAAAAAAUCAAUAAUUUGAUGAACUCAUGA
Molecule: messenger RNA, 2741 nt
Organism: Paramecium primaurelia
Lineage: Eukaryota; Ciliophora; Oligohymenophorea; Peniculida; Parameciidae
Source: the annotation of a GenBank genome assembly